UUCACAUCCCUUAUAAAAUGUUCCUCUUUCCUCUCUUCAGGUUAUGACUUUGCUGCAGUGCUGGAGUGGUUUGCCGAGCGUGUUGACCGCAUCAUCCUGCUCUUCGACGCCCACAAACUGGACAUCUCAGACGAGUUCUCUGAGGUUAUCCGCGCCCUGAAGAACCAUGAGGACAAGAUGCGGGUGGUUCUGAACAAGGCUGACCAGAUUGGCACGCAGCAGCUGAUGAGGGUCUAUGGUGCCCUCAUGUGGUCUCUUGGUAAAAUUGUCGGCACUCCAGAGGUGAUCCGGGUGUACAUCGGUUCUUUUUGGGCUCAGCCGCUCCUGGUCCCAGACAACCGGAAGCUUUUUGAGGCCGAGGAACAGGACCUUUUCAAGGACAUCCAGGGGCUGCCUCGGAAUGCUGCUCUGAGGAAGCUCAAUGACCUCAUCAAGCGGGCUCGCCUCGCCAAGGUGAGACCUAGGUCUCAAAUGUUGGGGCAUGUUAACAGUAACAUUAAUCUCCGAAAGCAAUUACUAUACUGCAUUAUUGUAUCACCCUCGUGCCAAAAUCAAAAUUGAUCAGUGGUUAGCUGUUUAGGUCCAGAUGUGAUUUAUUUAGUCUUCCCUCCCUCCAGGUCCACGCCUACAUCAUCAGCUCUCUAAAGAAGGAGAUGCCCAACAUGUUUGGGAAGGAUAAUAAGAAGAAGGAGCUGAUCGCCAACCUGGGGGAGAUCUACACCAGGAUUGAGAAAGAGCACCAGAUCUCACCCGGAGACUUCCCCAAACUAGCUAAGAUGCAGGUACACAAAUAUAUAUUAUUUAUUUUUCCAGUGGAGCUAGUAAUUAUGUUAACCGAAGUGGCCAUGUAAGUAAUGAUAGCGGUAGUAGUGGUGAUGAGCAUUGCAGAUACCUUUACUUGACUAGAAUUCCCCUGACCUCCUUUCACUUUUAUGAACACACAGGAGAUCUUGGCAAACCAGGACUUCAGUAAGUUCCAGGUGGUGAAGCCCAAGCUGCUGGAGGCCGUUGAGGACAUGCUAUCCAACGACAUCGCCAAACUCAUGACCCUCGUCCGCCAGGAGGAGGCAGCCAUGCCCAGCCAGUCAGUCCAAGGUGGCGCCUUCGAGGGCACCAUGAAUGGGCCCUUCGGCCAUGGCUACGGCGAGGGUGCAGGCGAGGGCAUUGAUGAGCUGGAGUGGGUGGUGGCACGAGACAAACCCACCUACGACGAGAUCUUCUACACCCUGUCUCCUGUCAACGGCAAAGUGUCGGGCGCCAUGGCCAAGAAGGAAAUGGUGAAGUCCAAGCUGCCCAACACAGUGCUGGGGAAGAUCUGGAAGCUGGCUGACGUUGAUAAGGACGGUUUCCUGGACGACGAAGAGUUUGCCCUUGCCAAUCACUUGAUCAAGGUGAAGCUUGAGGGGCACGAGCUUCCCACUGACCUGCCAGAACACCUUAUCCCCCCCUCUAAAAGGGGACUGUAG
Molecule: messenger RNA, 1466 nt
Organism: Coregonus sp. 'balchen'
Lineage: Eukaryota; Metazoa; Chordata; Actinopteri; Salmoniformes; Salmonidae
Source: the annotation of a GenBank genome assembly